AUGUUCAACGGCGGACGGCAAUCAUCGGAUCGGCUAGGACGGAGGGACCCUGCGGAGCGGAAAUUUGUCGCAAUAGUCCGCUCCAGACCCGGUCGCUUCUUCGAACCCGACGAAAUGAACGGCGGGGAGGAGAGGCGGGGGGUAGAUCAAGGGCGGACGGGGCUUGACGCGCGUAUCGGGGGGGAAAAGCGACGCGGGAUGUAUCGAGGGGCAGUUGAGCGUCAGCAACAAAGAGACAGAAUGGGGGAAGAGAAGCCGCAGGAUGGCUGGCAGAAAGGCUCGGGGCUGGAAGAAGAGGAGGAGGCAGCAACCCGUCCACUAACCCCCAUUGAGCCACUCACAGCCCUCCAUCUGGUUAGUAUUGCGCUGACUCAGCCGUCCCCCGGGUUUUCCUCCCAUCUUCCGCUAUCCGUUCUGUUCUCGGAGUCGGGGUGCCGGAGUCAAGCAGGUCAAGAGGAAAACAAGGGUUGGCUCCAGUGGCGGUUCCCUUGUACCCUGGAUCCGCAAGGCUGGGUCGACAUCGAUUUUGCUGCUGACGGCUUGCUUAGUAGUAGCAAAGUAACCACCAACACGAGGUAUCCAGCAUCUACCAAGUGCUAA
Molecule: messenger RNA, 600 nt
Organism: Aspergillus niger
Lineage: Eukaryota; Fungi; Ascomycota; Eurotiomycetes; Eurotiales; Aspergillaceae
Exons: 6
Coding region: 1-600 (199 amino acids)
Source: RefSeq, a predicted model, not a curated record